Messenger RNA from Nerophis lumbriciformis (worm pipefish), 1164 nucleotides. Lineage: Eukaryota; Metazoa; Chordata; Actinopteri; Syngnathiformes; Syngnathidae. The record is from RefSeq and is a predicted model, not a curated record.
AUGGCAACAAAUGCAGAAGAGGAUCUCACUUGUUCGACCUGUUUGGAAGUAAAGAAAGAUCCUGUCACACUGCAAUGUAAGCACAGCUUUUGCCGUGCGUGUUUGGAGAAGUGGUGGAACGAGGAAAAAGGACAGCAAACAUGUCCACUCUGCAGGAAGAAGUGUCACUCCAUGGAUGAUCUGUUUAACUUUUCACAACCCUCAGUACAGUCAGAGGCCAUCUGUAAGUUGCACAAGGAGAAAAUGGAACUCUUCUGUCUCGACCACCACGAGUCUUUGUGUGACAUCUGCAAGGAUGCUGAAAUCCACUCUGGCCACAAGUUUUGUCCCCUCGAUGAAGCUGCAAAAAAUCAUGGCGAGAAACUGCAGGAAGCACUGCAGAAUGUGAAGGAAAAACUGAAAGAUUACAUUGAGAUCAGAGACAACUGCAAAGACCAGUCAGGUUAUAUAAAGUUCCAAAAGGAACAGACUGAAAGCAAGAUUAAGAAGAAUUUUGAGGAACUGCAUCGCUUUCUGCAUGAUGAGGAGGGGGCCAGAUUGUCUGCUCUCGGGAAAGAAGAGCAGAAGAAGAAUCAGAUGAUAAAUGAGAACAUUGAGGCUCUCAACAGAUACAUUGCCACUCUCUCAGAAAACAUCAGAACCACAGAGGAGGAACUGACAUCUACACCCUUUUACUUCAUGAAGAACCACCUGGUUGCAAUGAACAGAAUCCAACAAUUACCCGAAAAACCCAAGCUUCACCGAGGAACUCUGCUGGAUGAAGCCAAACACGUGGGAAACCUCAAAUUCAACGUGUGGGAACGAAUGGCGGACACAGUGUCAUACAGUCCUGUGAUUCUGGACCCCAAGACGGCCUGUCCAGCACUCAGGCUUUCUGAAGAUCUGACCCGUUUGAGUGUGAAGGUAGGAGAGCAGCAGUAUCAGAAGAAUCCAGAGAAGUUAAAGUACAGGAACACUGUUCUAGGUUCUGAUUUAGACAGAGGAACACAAAUCUGGGAUGUUGAGUCAUGUGUGAACAAUGAAAGGAAAGGUUUAUCAAGCUGUGGUGAGACCAGCAAUGUGUGGUCUGACGACGGCGCCACUGAGGAAAAGACAGGAGGCAGAGCUGGAGGUAGCAGAGAUGAAGAUGCUGAGGUUCUCUAUGGGAGUAACCAGGAUGGAUAG